Molecule: messenger RNA, 1557 nt
Organism: Talaromyces atroroseus
Lineage: Eukaryota; Fungi; Ascomycota; Eurotiomycetes; Eurotiales; Trichocomaceae
Exons: 6
Coding region: 1-1557 (518 amino acids)
Biological process (GO): transmembrane transport; carbohydrate transport
Cellular component (GO): membrane
Molecular function (GO): carbohydrate:proton symporter activity
Source: RefSeq, a predicted model, not a curated record
AUGUCUGACAACAAACCACCAGCUGCUACUACAAUAGAAAAUGUUCAAGUCAAGGGCGUUAGCAACGCAGCUCUCGCCGAUGCCACCUAUAGACAGAAACCAAAGCUUCUCACGAAGCGCAUGUUCAAGCUAUACUGGUGCAUCGCAGUCGCAACCCUGAACUCGUGCAUCAACGGCUAUGAUGGCUCCUUGAUGGGUUCUAUCAAUCAGUAUCCGCAGUAUCGAUCGUAUUUCGGCUUUGAUCCCACCGCUGGAACCCCAACUACUGGAAUUGUGAAAUGGACAGGCCGUCGUGUCGGAAUGUUCCUUGGUUGUCUAUUUAUCGUCAUUGGUACCAUCGUACAAGCUACUUGCCACAACCUGGGAGGUUUCAUGGCCGGUAGAUUCCUUCUGGGUUUCGGCGUUGCAGUUGCAGCUACCGCUGGGCCUUCCUAUGUCUCUGAGAUAGCUCAUCCGGCUUAUCGCGGCGCAAUGACCGGGUUGUAUAACGUGCUGUGGUAUGGCGGUGGAAUUCCCGGGACGUUUAUUCCCUGGAGGACCUCGAGCAUUCAGUCGGAUAUGAGCUGGCGAAUUCCCGUUUGGUUACAGAUGAUUUUCUCUGGGUUGGUGAUGCUGUUUUGUUUUACGUUGCCGGAGUCCCCCCGUUGGCUCAUAUCUCGAGAUAAACAUGAAGAAGCCCUGAAAGUCUUGACCGAGUACCACGGUGAAGGAGAUCGAAACUCGCCAAUCGUUCAGCUGGAAUACCAGGAGAUGGUGGAGGAUAUCUCCAAGACAGGUUCUGACAAGCGAUGGUGGGAUUACCGCGAGCUCUUCAAUUCACGAGAGGCUCGUUAUCGGUCAAUGCUGGUGAUUUUUAUGGCAUUCUUCGGCCAAUGGACUGGCAACGGACCCGUGUCGUACUACUACCCCCAAAUGCUCGCAGGGGCCGGCAUCACCAGCUUAAAUACACAACUUCUUCUACAGGGCAUGCAGAAUGUGUGCUCACUAAUAGGUGCCGUCACCGGCGCCCUGUUCACAGACAGAAUCGGUCGUCGCACGCAACUUCUAACUUCCACCAGCAUAGUCGUCUGCCUAUUUGUGAUCGUGUUAGUACUGAAUGCGGUCAAUGUUAUUGAUACUCCUUCGGGCGAAGAAGCCAAAAGCAGCUCCACGGCUAUAGCGGAGAUUGCGAUGAUUUUCAUUUUUGGCUUUGUCUACUCGGCUGGUUGGACGCCUAACCAGGCUAUGUAUCCAGUCGAGUGUUUGCGAUAUGAAUCUCGGGCGAAGGGAAUGGGGAUGUAUAACUUCUUCGUCAACAUCGCCGGAUUUUACAACACCUUCGUAACUGGCAUCGCCUUCACCGGCGCCGGUUGGAAAUAUUACUUCCUUUUCAUAUUCUGGGACACCUUGGAAUGCCUGGUUAUCUACUUCUUGUUUGUAGAAACACGGCACCGCACUUUGGAGGAACUGACGGAGAUAUUCAGAGCUCCUAAUCCAGUCAAGUAUUCACUGCAAAAGACGGAGAUUGCGGUUCAGGAUGGGAAAGUCACUGAGAUUUUGGAUAAGGAGGCUGCUUAA